GCAGAGCUGUGGUUGUACAGGGUCUUCUGUAGUCAGGCACGCUUUUGCCUGGUUGCCUUGCUGCAAAGUGGUAUGAGGCAUUUCAGAUUGCUGUUUAGAAUCUUGCUUUGAAUUUAAGUGACUGUUUCUCAAAGACUCACAAAUGUAUCUUUGUUCUCAUCAACUCACUGGUGACACUGAGGUGUAGUCCACUUUUAAGCUUUCAAUUUAGAAAUCCUAAUUAUAACAUGGGGAGGGGAAAGCGGGGGACUUAAAUGCCCACUCUUAAGUUGCUGUGCUAUUUAAUGACAUUUUCUGCCCUCUCAUGUUAAAUACUAAAACUCAAACACUGAAUGACAAAGUUCUGUUUGAAGGUUACCCUAGUAUUUUGUUUCUUGAUAGAUGCUUAUACAAGUCCAGUUAUGUUUCUUUUCCCUUUCUCCACAGUGCAAGUUCUAUUUUUGAGUGUUCAUUUUAAGCUUUAAAGCUAACUACCUUAUAAGCAAAGUUCUAGUUGGGUGUGAGAUGCAAUCCAACAUGAGCUGAAUGAAAGCAAGGUCUUCAAGGUUCAUUUUCAGAGCAGUUUCUGGUUUUUUGUGUGAGCCUUCCAAGGAUGACAGUUCUGGCAGUCUUGCAUCAAUAUCUGCUCUCAGUCUAUUAAACACGGGGGAGUAUGAAGCACGGACAGGAAGAAUGUAUAAACCUCCACCCCCAUCAGCAAGACGUAAAAAUAUUGAAUUUGAACCACUUUCAACUACUGCUUUGAUUCUGGAGGAUCGACCAGCAAAUCUUCCUGCCAAAUCAGUGGAGGAGGCUUUACGUCACCGACAAGAAUAUGAUGAGAUGGUGGCAGAGGCAAAAAAAAGAGAAAUUAAAGAAGCACAUAAAAGGAAAAAAAUAAUGAGAGAGCGUUUCAAGCAAGAAGAGAAUAUUGCUAGUGCUAUGGUGAUUUGGGUCAAUGAAAUACUACCUAACUGGGAAGGCAUGCGUGCUACCCGAAGAGUUCGAGAGCUGUGGUGGCAGGGGCUACCCCCAAGCGUACGUGGGAAGGUUUGGAGUCUAGCCAUGGGAAACGAAUUAAAUAUCACUCCUGAACUUUAUGAAAUCUUCUUGUCAAGAGCUAAGGAACGAUGGAAAAGCUUCAGUGAGACAAGUUCUGAGAACGACAUAGAAGGUGCAUCUGUUGCUGAUCGUGAGGCCAGUCUGGAGCUAAUUAAGUUGGAUAUAUCACGCACAUUUCCAUCCCUUUAUAUUUUCCAGAAGGGUGGUCCUUAUCAUGAUCUCCUGCACAGUGUUUUAGGAGCGUAUACGUGUUACAGACCAGAUGUUGGAUAUGUGCAAGGGAUGUCCUUCAUUGCUGCUGUGCUCAUUCUCAAUCUGGAAGAGGCAGAUGCUUUCAUUGCCUUUGCCAACCUUCUAAACAAGCCAUGCCAGCUGGCCUUUUUCCGUGUGGAUCACAGCAUGAUGCUGAAAUACUUUGCAGCCUUUGAAGUAUUCUUUGAAGAAAAUCUUCCCAAAUUGUUUCUUCAUUUCAAAUCAUACAGUCUUACUCCAGACAUAUAUUUGAUAGACUGGAUUUUUACACUCUACAGCAAGUCAUUACCACUUGAUCUGGCCUGUCGUGUCUGGGACGUUUUCUGUAGAGAUGGAGAAGAAUUUUUAUUUAGGACAGGGUUAGGUAUCCUUCGGUUAUAUGAAGAUAUUCUCCUACAGAUGGACUUUAUUCAUAUAGCACAAUUUCUAACAAAACUUCCAGAAGACAUUACAUCAGAAAAGCUUUUUAGUUGUAUUGCAGCUAUUCAGAUGCAGAAUAGUAACAAAAAAUGGGCACAGGUGUUUGCCUCACUGAUGAAGGACAACAAAGAAGGGGACAAGAACCAUAGCCCAGCACUGAAAAGCUAAUCGUUGUAAUGUUGAGGUCAAUUGGAGAUGUGGAAAACCACUUGAUGACAAAGGAGUUUUCACAUCACUUCUAUGUGGAAAAGCACUAUAGAAAAUGUGAACAGGAGAUGGGAAAAUGACACAGCUCUCAGUGGAGUACUGAACUGAUGAAAUCUUCACCCUUUUGCCAGUAUUAGCUUUUGUCGUGGGAAGAUUUAUUUUCACACAGAGUACUAAAACCUAUGAAACUGAGAAGUGGGAGAGUUCAUACUUAAUACUUUAAAAGAAUCAGCUCAAUGCAAUAAACAUUUGUAAUAACUUCUGUUGGUACUUUAAAAAAAAUUUUGAGGCAUAACUUUUUUUACAAAUACCACAAAAGCACUUUUUUGGGGGGAUGAGGGAAAUGCUAAAUCUUAAGGCCCCAAAACUGCUAUCCAAACCAAAUGCUUUGGUACAAAUAUUACCUCCAAAAUUAACCAUUUGAAAGUAUUGAGGACCAAAUAAGGUUGUUUGAUAUGUUUAUGUUUUUUUUUUUUUUUUUUUUUUUUUAAGUUGCAGCUUCAUUCUUCAGUCUGGGCAAAUGUAAUUAACUCAGGAACUGUGGAAGUAUCGUGUCCAAACCUGUUAGAGCAAAAAACAUCUGAAUUUUAAACAGUGGUAAGAUCAAGGCUUUUUUCAGAGCGUACAGCUUUCAAAGCGAGUGGUGUUAAGCAUUCGUUUUGGUGUAUUGGUUGUGCGGCUUAUUGAAAAUGGACUGGGUAUUCUGUGAAAGAGUUUUGCCACCAGAAGUUAUAUUUUGUCGAGCCAUUUCCAACUAAGAAAUACUUGUAUGUAGUGGUGAACACUAGAAACUGACAAAGCUAUCUGUGGACUUUGUGUUGUCAAAGGAGCAGCCACUUUUAACACUUUGGAAUAAUGCAGACACAGAAUUGGUUUUGAAACUAUCUUUUAUUAGUGUGCAAUACUGAAAUCCAAAUAGCAUCUGGUUUAGUGAUACAUAAUUCUUUAACAUCUUUUAACUGUGAGACACAAGGUCAUAUUGUAUGUGUCAUGGCAGAUAUUUUCAAACAUUUCCUAUUCUCAAAGAUGCUGUACAACAGUUUGUGGUUGUAGGGGAUGGAAAUUUAAAAUGGAUAGCACUGCAGGUGAGGAACACUUGCACUCUCUUGGUCCAUUUUUGCUAAUAUUUAAUGUAAAUAAAUUCCUUACAUGUGGGUUUUUGUAACUGGUCCCUCUGUGGAAAUCAAGUCAAAUUACCAUUAUGUAUUUUUUAAGUGCAGGAGGCUUCCAGUUGUCUGGUGUUUAAAAGCAGAGUCUACAUAAUUGGGGUAAAGAUUUAGUGUGGUGUAACUUACAUUGCUAUCUGGUUUAAAAACUACAUAUAUGCUACUCAUAACAUUACAAUUUGAAAUGUAAAUGUCAGAUUUUUCUUAACUUAUGUAUUCACUACUUUAAUUGGAUCCAAUUUGUCUUAUAUUUUUGUGUUAUCUUGUACAGUUUUCUUACUUUUCAACUAUAAAUCUGUAUAUAACUGUAAAUAGGAGGAUCAAACCUUCCUUUAAGACCACUAGCAACACUUCCUGUGUAAAUAAAACUUAUAGCAGGCCU
This is a messenger RNA of Athene cunicularia (burrowing owl), 3468 nucleotides long. It is a transcript of the gene TBC1D12, whose product is annotated as TBC1 domain family member 12. The coding region runs from base 526 to 1881 and encodes 451 amino acids. The record is from RefSeq and is a predicted model, not a curated record. The transcript is spliced from 13 exons. Lineage: Eukaryota; Metazoa; Chordata; Aves; Strigiformes; Strigidae.